CAACUCAUCCAUAUUCUUCGCAUCAAUCCGUACUCUAUUUUCUUUCGUUCACUUGGUGAUAUGCCAGAUUUGGAAAGACAAAUAAUACAUGUUAGGAGUGACGCUGGCCUAGAUCAACGUGUAUUCAAUGCCCCUACUUCCUCACAAGUAGCGGCAAUAUGGGUUGAAAAUGACAACGAGAACCAAAUUGGAAUGCGUGAUAUCUUUGUAUAUAACCAUUCCGGUAGACAAUUUAAAGUUCAAUAUUACUACGGGUGUUACGACUCACUGCAAUAUCCAUUGUUAUUUCCGUACGGUGAUAAUGGUUGGCAUAAAGGGAUUGAAAGGGUUGGAGAAACCCAAUCAAGAUCCGUCGAACAAACUCAAACAACAAACCCUCGACGAUCAUCAAAUGUAGAAGAAUUAUUAGCAGCAGAAGAAGCAGUAUCAAUCCAAGAAACGAAAGAACCAAAGGUUUCGUGUCGUGAAUAUUACUGCUUCAAGUUCCAAAUACGGGAAGAUGAAAGAUCGAUUUUGCUACUCUCUGGUCGGCUAUUACAACAAUAUGCAGUAGACAUGUAUGUCAAGAUGGAGACUUCAAGAUUGGAUUAUUACAGAGGCCAGCAAAUGCACAUACGCACAGAAUUAUAUCAAGGUAUAGUUGACACAAUUACGUUGCGAGAACGAGACGCUUCUAAUGUUGGGAAGCGAAUCAUACUCCCUUCAUCUUUCAUAGGAGGACCAAGAGACAUGAGGAAGAGAUACAUGGAGGCAAUGGCAUUGGUACAACGCUAUGGUAAACCUGAUAUUUUUCUAACGAUGACAUGCAAUCCAAACUGGAAGGAAAUCACAAAUGAAUUAUGUCAACACGAGGAGAGCCACAAUAGACCUGAUCUGGUUGCACGAGUUUUCCAUGCAAAACUAGAGGAAUUAAAGGACAGGUUAUUCAAGAAAGAGAUAUUCGGCAAGGUCGCAGCAUAUGUUUACGUUAUUGAGCACCAAAAAAGAGGUCUUCCACAUGCACACUUUUUAAUUAUAUUGAAAAGGGAUUGGAAAGUCCAUGCUCCUGAAUCCUUCGAUGAGAUCGUGUCAGCAGAGAUUCCAGAUAAAAACUCUAACAUCCACUUGCACAAGGCGGUUGUAAAACACAUGAUGCAUGGACCUUGUGGGGAUUUGAACAAAACAAAUGUUUGCAUGAAGGGGGAGAAUCCACGUUGCAAAAAUAAUUUUCCAAAAAAAUAUGCUCCAUUUACGUCUGUCGGAAAUGACUGUUUCCCUAUUUAUAGGCGUUCAAAUAAUGGUGUGACCGUAAAGGUCAGAGGGGCAACAUUAGACAAUCGUUGGGUUGUUCCCUACAACCCAUAUCUCCUUGCCACAUUUGACUGCCACAUUAAUGUAGAAAUUUGCUCUACAGUGAAGGCGGUAAAGUAUCUCUAUAAAUACAUUUACAAAGGCCAUGAUCGUGUUGCAUUCAACUUGGUCUCCGAAACAAACAACCAACAAGUUGAUGAAAUACAUCAGUUCCAGACAGCUCGAUGGAUUGCUGCCCCCGAAGCAAUGUGGAGAAUAUACGGAUUUAUUGUAAAUGAGAUGUCCCCAGCAGUAUAUAACUUGCAUUUACAUCUCAAGAAUCAGCAUACGGUUACAUUCCAAGGAAAUUCUGACCUGUCAAACAUUGCUAAUUCGGAACAUUACAAAAAAUCUAUGUUAACAGAAUUCUUUGAAUUAAAUAAAGUAGAUGAAAAUGCAAGGAUGUUACUGUACCGACAAAUUCCUGAAUACUAUGUUUGGAACAAUCAAAACAGAAGGUGGACUCCACGAAAAAAAAAGACAGUAAUAGGACGUAUUGUAACAGCAAACCCAUUAGAAGGCGAAAGAUAUUUUUUGCGGAUACUGCUAAAUCACAUAAAAGGCCCGUUAUCUUUCGAAGAUAUCAGGACAGUACAUGGCGUAUUGGCGCCAACAUAUCGUGAUGCAGCAACAAUGCAUGGAUUGCUACAGAGAGAUAGUUGCUUAGAAGACUGUUUACACGAAGCAUCCCUUUAUCAAAUGCCUUCCAGUUUGAGGCGAUUGUUUGCAACAAUAUUAGUCUACUGUAAUCCGAACAAUCCAAAAGAACUUUGGGAACAUUUUGAGGAACAAAUGUCACUCGAUAUCAAAAAAACAGAAAAUGAUACACAAAACGUAAGAUAUCAAGUAUUGCGGUCGAUAUCUUCGACAAUUGAGUCUAUGGGAAAAGACAUUAAUUCAUACCAACUGCUUGACGAAGACAUCAUCUUUGAUAAUGACGAAUUUCAAUCCAGAGAAAUUAACGAUGAAUUGAAUGUAGAAAUUCCAGAGGAAGAUGUUACAGCGUCAGAAAGACUUAAUACUGAGCAACAACAAGUGUACAAUGCAGUAAUGGAUAGUAUUUCAUCAAAAAAAAGCAAUGCAUUCUUCGUGGACGGGCCCGGUGGGACAGGUAAAACAUACCUAUACAAGGCGUUACUUGCAGUCGUACGAUCUAAUGGUGCCGUAGCACUCGCAACUGCUUCAUCAGGUGUGGCAGCAUCUAUUCUUCCGGGAGGUCGUACAACUCACUCACGUUUCAAGCUUCCCCUCGAUGCCGAUGGAAAAAGCACAUGCUGUGUAAGCAAACAGAGUGCACUGGCCAAACUACUUUGUGCAGCAAAAUUAAUUAUAUGGGAUGAGGCCCUAAUGACCUGAAAACAGCACAUAGAAGCGUUAGAUAAAAUGCUACAGGACAUUAACGAUACAACCUUACCAUUUGGUGGAAAGGUAAUUGUUUUUGGAGGAGAUUUUCGCCAGGUGUUACCUGUGGUACAAAAAGGAACGAGACAGGAGCAGAUAAAUUCCACCUUGGUAUAUUCAUACCUGUGGCCUACUUUGACUAAAUUUCGACUAAUUCAAAACAUGCGAGCCAGGCUGGAUCCGUUGUUUUCGGACUACGUGUUGUCGGUGGGCAACGGCACGCCACCAAACACAAUCAAUGACAUAAUAAAAAUACCACAUGAAAUUCUUGUACCGUAUGAUGACGACAACAGUCCCUUAAAUAUCUUGAUAGAAGACGUUUUCCACAACAUUCAGCAAUAUCUAGAAAAUGUGUCUACCAUGAUGAACCGUGCAAUACUAACACCAAAGAACAGCUUUGUCGAUGAAAUAAAUUCGUUGUUAAUUGGACGAUUCCCAAGAGAAGUCCACCUAUACUAUAGUAGGGAUGAGACGGUAGAUAAUACUGAGCAAUCGGUAAUGGAGGACUUCUUAAACACUCUAACUCCGAAUGGAUUACCCCCACAUGAAUUAAAACUCAAAAAAAAUUGUCCCAUAAUGCUGCUUAGAAACAUUAAUCCUUCUGAAGGUUUAUGCAAUGGAACACGUUUAAUAUGUCGGGCAUUCGACCAAAAUGUCAUAGAUGCUGAAAUUGCCGUGGGACACCAUAUCGGAAAAAGAGUGUUCAUUCCAAGGAUACCAUUCCUGCCAAAUGUGGAUGAAAAUAGUGGUUUUCCAUUCAAACGAACACAAUUCCCAAUCAGAUUGAGUUUCGCAAUGACUAUAAAUAAGUCCCGGGGACAAACAUUGGAUUACGUUGGGAUCUAUUUACCACAACCUGUUUUUUCACACGGUCAGUUAUAUGUAGCAAUAUCACGAGCAAAGACAUCAUCAACAGUUAGAGUCCUGAUCCGACCUGUGUCAACUUCGCAACAAGAUAAGAACUCGACUAAAAACAUUGUGUACACAGAGUUAUUAGCAUUAUCUUGUUUAAGUUAAUCUCUUCAAACAACUUGCAAAGUGACCGAAUGCCGACUCUACACCAAUCAGUUGAUUACAUCACUCCAACCACAGUUGGAUGGAAAAUAAAAAUGACAGUUCUACAAAAAUUUCUACCGCGAACAAGCAUGAGUUCACCAGUCCGAUAUCAGAAGCUCUAUUUAUCUGAUC
Molecule: messenger RNA, 3918 nt
Organism: Cannabis sativa
Lineage: Eukaryota; Viridiplantae; Streptophyta; Magnoliopsida; Rosales; Cannabaceae
Product: replication protein A 70 kDa DNA-binding subunit B
Exons: 3
Coding region: 61-2685 (874 amino acids)
Biological process (GO): DNA repair; telomere maintenance
Molecular function (GO): DNA helicase activity
Source: RefSeq, a predicted model, not a curated record